Molecule: messenger RNA, 1467 nt
Organism: Eruca vesicaria subsp. sativa (arugula)
Lineage: Eukaryota; Viridiplantae; Streptophyta; Magnoliopsida; Brassicales; Brassicaceae
Source: the annotation of a GenBank genome assembly
CAGAAGGAAGUGAAGUUAUUAAAUCAAAUCUCACUAAACAAAACAGAUCAUCGCAAUCAUCCGAGCGAGGGAAAAAUGGAGAUCUUCUACUUGGUGGUGUUCGGUGGGCUGGCUGCGAUCGUAGCUGGGUUGGAGCUGAGCAAAUCGAACAAAGACCGAAUAAACACCUCAUCCGCCUUCAACUCCUUCAAGAACAACUAUCUCCUCGUCUACUCCCUCAUGAUGGCUGGGGACUGGCUGCAGGGACCUUACGUGUACUAUCUGUAUAGCACUUAUGGAUUCGGCAAGGGAGAGAUCGGUCAGCUCUUCAUUGCUGGUUUCGGAUCUUCUAUGCUCUUUGGCACCAUUGUUGGAUCUCUCGCCGAUAAACAGGGUCGCAAGAGAGCUUCAAUCACCUACUGCAUUACCUACAUUCUCAGCUGCAUCACCAAACACUCUUCUCAGUACAAAGUUCUCAUGCUCGGCCGUGUCCUCGGCGGCAUCGCCACUUCUCUUCUCUUCUCCGCCUUCGAGUCUUGGCUUGUCGCUGAGCACAACAAGCGAGGCUUCGAGCAGCAGUGGCUUUCCCUCACUUUCUCCAAGGCUAUUUUCCUUGGCAAUGGUCUUGUCGCCAUCAUUGCUGGCCUCUUUGGUAACUUCCUUGUUGAUUCCCUCUCCCUCGGCCCCGUUGCUCCUUUCGACGCUGCUGCUUGCUUCCUUGCUGUUGGUAUGGCCGUUAUUAUGUCUUCGUGGUCCGAAAACUACGGAGAUCCUUCGGAGAACAAAGACCUUCUUACUCAGUUCAAGAACGCUGCCUCUGCAAUUGCUUCGGAUGAGAAGAUCGCGUUGCUUGGUGCUAUUCAGUCUCUGUUCGAAGGGUCCAUGUACACCUUUGUGUUUCUAUGGACUCCUGCUUUGAGCCCUAAUGAUGAGGACAUCCCACAUGGUUUCAUAUUUGCUACCUUCAUGCUCGCUUCCAUGCUUGGCAGCUCCGUUGCUUCUCGUCUGCUGGCUCACUCGUCUCCUAAAGUAGAGAGCUAUAUGCAGAUUGUGUUUGUCAUCUCUUCAGCUGCUCUGAUGCUUCCCGUUGUUACAAGCUUCUUGGUGGCCCCCUCUGGUGUAAAAGGUGGAAGCAUCUCUUUCUCUGGCUGCAUUCAGCUUAUGGGUUUCUGCACUUUUGAAGCUUGCGUUGGAAUCUUCUGGCCUUCUAUCAUGAAGAUGAGAUCCCAAUACAUUCCAGAGGAAGCCAGAAGCACCAUCAUGAAUUUCUUCCGCAUCCCACUCAACAUCUUUGUCUGCCUUGUCCUCUACAAUGUUGAUGCGUUUCCAAUGACCGUGAUGUUUGGGAUGUGCUCCGUAUUCCUUUUUGUGGCCUCUGUAUUGCAGAGGAGGUUGAUGAACGUAGCCGAGAUCCACAAGUCAAGAUUACCAGAGUGGUCAGGAGCAAAAGAGAUGACCUCGGAAGCUGACCCUCUAAAUCCAGAAUAA